This is a messenger RNA of Cucurbita moschata (crookneck pumpkin), 1055 nucleotides long. RefSeq names its product hydroxyethylthiazole kinase. Lineage: Eukaryota; Viridiplantae; Streptophyta; Magnoliopsida; Cucurbitales; Cucurbitaceae. Gene Ontology annotation, molecular function: hydroxyethylthiazole kinase activity; magnesium ion binding; ATP binding. Gene Ontology annotation, biological process: thiamine biosynthetic process. The record is from RefSeq and is a predicted model, not a curated record. Bases 31 to 873 code for a protein of 280 amino acids. The transcript has 2 exons.
CAGGCGAGUUUUGAGCUUGUUGAGAGAGCGAUGAAUUCGAAGCAAAUAGAAGACGAAGAGCAGCGACGGCAAUGGGGAGCCAGAACGUGGUCUACACUCGCCGCCGUUCGUAGCCGAUCGCCGCUCAUCCAAUGCAUCACCAACUUUGUUUCGAUGGAUUUGGUGGCAAAUACUCUUUUGUCUGCUGGUGCAUCCCCGGCCAUGCUUCAUUCUCUCGAGGAGUUGCCGGAUUUCACUCCCAACGUCGAUGCUCUUUGUAUUAACGUCGGCACGCUUUCCGCUGCCUGGUUGCCUGCCAUGAAGUUUGCCGCUGAACUGGCGUUGAAGGCCGGGAAGCCUUGGGUUCUCGAUCCGGUUGCUGCCGGAGCUUCUAAGUUUCGGAUGAUGGCUUGUUUGGAGCUUAUGCAGUUGAAGCCCACCGUUGUUAGAGGGAAUGGAUCGGAAAUAAUCGCGUUGUCUAAAGCUUCCACGGAGUUCAGUAUGGGCGUGGAUAGCUCCCAUGAGUCAACUGAUGCUGUAGAAGCUGCUAAAUCAUUAGCUCAAACCAGUGGAGCCAUAGUAGCAGUAUCAGGAGCCGUGGACAUAGUUACAGACGGGAAGCAAGUUAUUGGCGCUCAUAAUGGAGUGGCCAUGAUGCAAAAGAUUACAGCAACAGGAUGUUCAGUAACAGCUCUUAUUGCUGCCUUCCUUGCUGUUGAUCAACUUCAUGCUUUGGAAACAACAGCUUCAGCGUUAUCGAUCUUUGGAAUUGCGGGCGAGAUGGGAAUGGAAACAGCGAAGGGCCCUGCAUCACUACGAACUCAUUUGAUUGAUUCGCUAUAUGGGCUCGAUGAAGCUGCUGUAAUCUCACGAGUCAAGAUCGCCAGCUUGUGAUUAAAUUUUGGAGGGGUUGUUAUUUAUGGUACAGUAACUACUCUUAAACCUUGUUGAGUAUGUACAUUACUUCAAUGUCCAAUAAUGUUGAAAAGGUUGGCUAGCCUGAACUUUUCAUUUAUUUAUCUGUUUGCCCUUUGAAUCUUUUCGAUGAAGUCUAUAACUCUGAUCAUCCUCGUAAA